Molecule: messenger RNA, 3022 nt
Organism: Monascus purpureus
Lineage: Eukaryota; Fungi; Ascomycota; Eurotiomycetes; Eurotiales; Aspergillaceae
Source: the annotation of a GenBank genome assembly
CUCGAUUCUCCCAGCAUUCUCGGUGCAGUCGGAGAAGGGCUCCCAGGCAGACCAGACAGGUGGAAACGAUCGAAACAAGGCUGCAGCUGGCCACAUCUGACGGACAUAGGGCAUCGCGUGCCCUCAGCCGCAAUAUAUCCUCCCAUUCUCCGUUAUUAUUAUCUCUCCCUUCUCUCCCUGGCUAAUUAUUACUACUCUCUAAUCCUUUCGUUCGCUUCUGCAAGGGGCCGCCUAUGGUUCUUGGGAUUCCUCAUGCCCGUGUCCCAUAUCUAAUGGGAGAGACUUGCAUCCUCCCCACCCCAUCGGCGGCAGUACUAUCUUUAUUCGAGGUCCGGAUCUCUGCGGCCUUGAACUGACGUGCAAAAUUGACGUUUUUACGCUUGUCUUCAUUUAAUUCCCUUUCUUUUCCGUCUUCCUUCGCCCGCUUCUGCUACUCUUUGUUAUAUACGGAGUAGUACAUUUUCCAAUAUGCUCAAGGUGGGGUCAUGGCUGUAUGGCAAAAAGCCCAGCCAUAAUACCUCGACACAGUCUCUUAAUUCCCUAUCGGAGUUGCAGGAUCUUGAUGACGCACUGAGAGCGGCGACAUUGAUCCUCAAUGACGAUGUUGAUGGUGCCGAAGCCGGUCUUGACAAGGGCGUUUCAUCUUUCCACAAGGUAUGUGCACGAUUUCCUCAUGCCUCGACAAGAGGAGGGAUAUAUGAGAAACUCGGUUUGGCUAAAAUUGCCAACGUCCACCUAUUGAAUAUUUUACCCUUUUCUUUUGGAGGAGUUUCUUUGCUUAUGUUCCCGUUUUGCGCGUAUAGCUGGGAAAGGGCGUCGUUGCGUUCGUUCGUGCAACAUUAGGGUUUGAACAAGAUAUUAUGCGUCAAGGUCCGUGUGCUUGUCCUUCCUGUUGGUCUUAAUACUUGACAUAUGCCUAAUAUUCGAUCAGCGGCGGACCGCCUUAACGAAGCCGAAACCAGCUGCGCCAACGACCAGCACAGAGCUCAUCACAAUGCGAACGCACCUAAUGCGUUUCAGUCACAGAUAUAUGCCCCUGGCUCCGAAUUUGCGCUAUGUCAAGCCAUGGCUCAGCUCAUGGGUGCUGUUAUUGGCGUCUUGAAUGAAAGUCUCACGGAGAGUAUCAGAGGUUUCUAUAGGCUGAGAAAAGCGUAUGUAACCCUUGAGUCUAUUCUUAACAUGGAAGAGAAAUUCGUGCAAAAGUUGGAACGUACACUGGAGUCUGAAGAUGGGAGGCCUACGGAUGGGGCUGCGCUAAGGAAGCAAAGGGAUGCGUCUACAUAUACAGUCACCGCAACAAGGAUGGCAACCACAGGAUCAAUCACCGAAAGGUUCGCCGAUGGAGGCGUGGAGAUAAGUCGGACAUUGUCCUCUUUAGCAAUCUCUGAGACACAGGCUAGUUCUGAAGCACCCGCGCAGACCGCUGCCGACACACCAACUAACAAUAGCGCGAUCAAUCUCGACCCGGAUUCCGAGAUCUUUAGUAACCAGAUUGAUGCUUUUGUUCACUCUGGAUCCAAUUUCUGUUUUGGUAUUAUACUGCUGAUAAUUUCCAUGGUCCCUCCGGCUUUCAGCAGAUUGCUUUCCGUAAUUGGUUUUCGAGGGGAUAAACAAAGGGGUCUGCGGAUGCUGUGGCAGGCUAGCAAGUUUCCCAAUUUGAUUGGUGCAAUCUCUGCACUUGCACUGUUGGGCUACUAUAACGGCUUUGUCCGAUAUUGCGAUAUCAUGCCUGAUAGGUCGGCAGGCGCUGACGGGGAUAUAGAGGGCUACCCACAGGAGAGGCUGGCAGCUCUCCUAGUCACAAUGAGAACGCGAUAUCCCAACAGUCAGCUUUGGCUUCUGGAGGAGUCCAGAAUGUGCGGAGCUAACAAGAACCUGGAAGCUGCUCUGGAUCUUCUGUGUCGCGGCGCCCGAAGUCCACUAAAGCAAGUUGAGGCGCUACGGGUAUUUGAACGGAGUCUGAAUGCGAUGUAUCUCCAUAAAUAUGAACUCUGUUCGGAGUCAUUCAUUGAGUGUGCAGGAAUCAAUUCCUGGUCUCGCUCUCUAUACUAUUACAUCGCUGGAGCCUGUCAUGUGGUCUUGUACCGCACAAAUGCCAAAUCUGAUCCGUCAGUUGCCAAGAAGCAUGCUGAAAAGGCCACUGAGUACUUCCGCACGGCACCGACUUUGGCGGGACGAAAACGCUUCAUGGCAAGGCAGUUGCCAUUCGACAUGUUCGUGACGCGGAAGAUCGCAAAGUGGGAAGCCCGUGCCAAGGAAUGGAAGGUUUCUCUAGUGGACUCAAUUGGUGUCGAUCCCAUCGAAGAGAUGAUCUUCUUUUGGAAUGGACAUAGCCGCAUGACGAGAAGCCAACUGGAAGAAUCGCUGUCCAAGAUCGCCUGGUCCGAAGAGAAUGCCAAUAGGAAUCUGACCCGCCAGGCACCGGAGGAGCAGGUUAUUUUGGAUCUGCUUCGCGCCGCCGUUCUACGAGCUAUGCGCAGACACCAGGAGGCGGAGAAGAUCCUCAUUACCCGGGUCCUCAACCAGGACAAGGCCAUGUUCAAGGUUAAUCUGAGGGACGACUGGGUCCUUCCUGUCGCCCACUUUGAGAUGGCGGCUAAUCUUUGGAUGGAGCGUCCGGCCUACGUUGCUGCGCACGGCCCUGCAGAGUCCUCGUUGACUUCAGCAGCGGAUGAAGCAAUAUCUAGUGUUCCUGACAAGGACCGUGAGUUGCAAAAAGUGCGCGAAUGCAAAGAGCAUCUCGAUAAGGCAGCCAAGUGGGAGAGCUACGAGCUUGACACGCGUGUUGGGCUCAAAGUGACUGCCGCUGUGGAAGCGGUGCAGAAGUGGGAGACCGCCCACUCUAUUGUCCUAUGAGUCAAUCUAGACGACUCAUUUAUACAGCUAGAUCUAGACGUCGGUUUGGUUUUUGUGGUCUUCGUUGUUACGGUGCACAUGUUGUAUAACUAUGGACCAGAUGAUUCGGUCAUGCAGAGGAAACAUCCAAUCUAGAGUAGGUAGUUCAUGCACUGAUAGACAAAAG